AUGGCUGAGAAAUACGACCACCACGAACAUCAGGAGUAUGCUGCUACUCCCACGAUGCAGAGGAUUACUCCCGCUCGCUAUGCGGCUACGCGGUUUACUACGUUGAAACCUGCUCGCGAUGCCGUGCCCAACCCCAUCACGCUGCUGCGCAUGCUCAAUCUCCAGCAAUGGCUCUUCUUCCUCGUCGCCUUCUUCGCGUGGUCUUGGGACGCUUUCGAUUUCUUCACCGUCUCGCUGACCAUCACGGACCUCGCUGAAACCUUUGGAAAAACCAAAGCAGAUAUCACGUGGGGUAUUACGCUCGUGUUGAUGCUGCGGUCCGUAGGCAGUAUUAUCUUUGGACUUGCGGCUGAUCGGUAUGGGCGCAAGUGGCCGUUUAUCAUUAACAACGUGCUGUUUAUUGUGUUGGAACUGGGGACGGGAUUUUGCUCGACGUACAAUGAGUUUUUGGCGGUCAGGGCGUUGUUCGGGAUUGCGAUGGGAGGGUUGUAUGGGAAUGCGGCUGCGACCGCUCUGGAAGACUGUCCUCCACUGGCACGCGGUCUCAUCUCUGGUAUGCUGCAGCAAGGCUACGCGUUCGGAUACCUCCUCGCCACAGUGUUCGCACGUGCUUUCGUCAACACUGUUGGACACGGAUGGCGCCCGUUGUUCUGGUUCGGUGCUGGUCCACCAGUCUUGAUCAUCAUCUUCCGUCUAUGUCUGCCAGAAACAAACGCCUACCUUGAACGCAAGCGCAUUCGCGAGGAAGAGCCCAAUGCAGUGAAAGUAUUCAUUGAAGAAGGAAAGGUCGCACUGAAGCGUCACUGGCUGCUUUUGAUCUACAUGGUCCUCCUCAUGGCUGGUUUCAACUUCAUGUCCCACGGCUCGCAAGACUUAUAUCCAACCAUGCUCACCAACCAAUACGACUUCUCCCCCAACGCCGUAACCGUCACCCAAGUCGUCGCCAACCUCGGCGCCAUGACUGGCGGCACGCUCGUCGGCUACUGCUCCUCCAUCUUCGGCCGCCGCUUCAGCAUCAUCUGCAUGUGCAUCCUCGGCGGCGCGCUGCUCUACCCCUACACCUUCGUCUCCAACAAAGGCGUCAUCGCUGCUGCCUUCUUCCAGCAAUUCUGCGUGCAAGGCGCGUGGGGUGUAAUCCCCAUCCACCUGAUGGAACUGAGCCCGGGUAGCUUCAGGACGUUCGUGGUAGGCACGAGUUACCAACUCGGUAACUUGGUGUCGAGCGCGAGUUCGACGAUUGAAGCGACGAUUGGAGAGAAAUUUCCGCUGCCGCCGAAGGGCAAGACGAAGAGGUACAAGUAUGGGUUGGUCAUUUGCAUUUUCAUGGGGAACUUUGAUGUCGCGGCGGAUGAAGAUAUGGCUGCUGUUACGGGCGUGGACAGGAAAAUCGAUGGUAGGGACAGUGAGGAUGUGGAGAAGAAUACUGAGAGGAGGAUAGAGUGA
Messenger RNA from Parastagonospora nodorum SN15, 1443 nucleotides. RefSeq lists its product as hypothetical. Bases 1 to 1443 code for a protein of 480 amino acids. Gene Ontology annotation, cellular component: plasma membrane. Gene Ontology annotation, biological process: plasma membrane lactate transport. The record is from RefSeq and is a predicted model, not a curated record. The transcript is spliced from 4 exons. Gene Ontology annotation, molecular function: secondary active monocarboxylate transmembrane transporter activity. Lineage: Eukaryota; Fungi; Ascomycota; Dothideomycetes; Pleosporales; Phaeosphaeriaceae.